Messenger RNA from Racocetra fulgida, 188 nucleotides. Lineage: Eukaryota; Fungi; Glomeromycota; Glomeromycetes; Diversisporales; Gigasporaceae. The record is from the annotation of a GenBank genome assembly.
UUGUUAAUAAAAUUGAUACGAACGAUGAUGAUGUGGACAAUACUAAUUUAAAAAAUACAGAUGUAGAUGAAGCCUUUGCAGGUAAAGCUACUAAAGCUGAAGAUGUUACAGAUGAUUUUAAAGCUAGUGUAAAUGGUGUUGGUUUGGAUAAAAUUGAUAUUUUGCAUUUAUUGAACAUUACACCUUAA